Molecule: messenger RNA, 1560 nt
Organism: Orbicella faveolata
Lineage: Eukaryota; Metazoa; Cnidaria; Anthozoa; Scleractinia; Merulinidae
Product: FAD-dependent oxidoreductase domain-containing protein 2-like
Biological process (GO): ERAD pathway
Cellular component (GO): endoplasmic reticulum lumen
Molecular function (GO): flavin adenine dinucleotide binding; monooxygenase activity
Source: RefSeq, a predicted model, not a curated record
UUAAUAAGGGUUUGAUUUUAUAUCCUUCAGGUAAUAUGAAAAAGAUAUUUUUGUCUCUUUGUCAAUAAUUAUAUUGAUUAAAUCAUUUCGCACAUUUGUGUUGCGAUUUAUAGAAAGGACACAUUUAGGCCAGGUCGUGCCACAGGAUGGGCAAGUGAGGCUUACAAGUCAAACUUCCUGCAUCCUGUGCUUUACUUCUACAAAGAACCUCCUACAGCCAUGCCAAAGUCAUCAAAAGAAGGCGUUCUUCCCAGACCAGAUCGCAUUCACCACAUUGUGGAAGACUUCUUAACACUGUGGAAUGCGCCAAAGGCACACAUUCUUCCCCUGCGCCGAUUUAUGGAAAAUGUCGUUGACAGUGAUCUUCGUUCAUUUUUUGCAUCAUCUUGCUUUAAGAUUAUCAUGACAAGGAAAUCAGCGCCAAUAAAAUGCCGUAGACAUUACAUAGAAGGUCCAAUGUUGCCAACUCCAAAGUUUUCUCAGGAUACUUUACUGCAAAGCCAGGAAAUAAGAAUGUAACUGGCUUGAAUUGAUGCUUGAAUACUGUUUGCAACUCUCCUUCCUGUGGUGUCUCUUCUUUAGAUUAAAAGAAAAGAAUCAAAAUUUUUCUUGGUUGGUGGACUUCACUUGUAAAGGUUAAAUUAUUUCUAAAUAAUACAUUUUUCAGUUUGCCCUGGGAUGUAGGUUAUUAAAACCUUAAUGAGACGACAUCAAUACUCUCACAUCCCAGACCUAAAUGUCCCAGUGAUUGCCUACUAUUAAAAUUUUUCUCUAAGAAUGAUAUGAUUGUCAUUGUGUAUCAUAUGGAUUGUAAACAGAGAGGAUCAAGGUUUGACUUUCAUCUCACAGCCAUGGAGCUCAGUUUAUAUUUCAUGUUAUGCUAUGUUCAGGGUGAGAAGUUUUGUAUUUCCUCCAUAACUGAAGCAAUAUAUUUAAAUGGUCAUAUUAAUUAACAUUACGUUUAAAACCUCUGGUUCAUGCAAAGAGUAAGGUAUACAUAAUUAUGUAAUGUGCAACAUAAAGGGAUUGAAUGGAAGUGAUCAACUGUUGAAUACAAACACAAAUUAUCAAGAGAUAUUUCCCACAUAACAUAAAGCUUCAGUUAUAAGCCCUCCACACAAGUUUUUGAGGUGUUCAAUAACUGGGAGAGCUUUAAAUAUUCAGGGGACUCUUAUUGGGGAAAUCAGCUGACAAUAUUCGACACUGAUGAGGGAUGAAUAAUUUGUAAGAAAGUCAAGUUGAUUAUAUUAAUGCCCCCCCUCCCUAUAGGAUGAUUUUCCCAUCCUGAUGGGAUGGGAAACUCAUCCUAAAAUUUACCCCCUGCUGUUUUGUCUGAGUCAGUGAGUUUGGUUCCUACUAGAUGUGAAAACUGUCAAGGUCUGUCAGUAAUUCACACUUGAACAGUUUUCUGGUGAGGUUUCAGAAGAAAAUUUCACUGAAAGGACUGGAACUUCAACUGGGACAAAAGCAAACCACUUUGGGAUAAUACAAAUUGGGUCUAAAUGGUCUCUAAUCCAUGCUGAUGUGAAUUUGUGAACAUAAUAAAGCUUUUUAAGGUUA